CUCUACAUCGUUUGAACCCGUUUCCAUAUUUCAACCGCUCGCAUGCCGUGGCCGCUCCUGGUUUUACCCAAUCGCCCAGCCACUUUGCCUUUUUUAUCAGAUGAUCGAUAACGUGGCAAACAUUUCCGAAGCAUUUCCGACGCUCCGCCGAGGUAACCCGAAUGUGAAAGGAGUGACUCCGCCAAAAUGACCAGCUCGGUGCGCUGGAUCGCACAAACCAAGCACGCCUUGCCUGUACUGCGGUCGCGUGAACUGUCCGCAGAGAACAGGUUGACUGUUGCCUGACAUGGCUGUUUCCUGAGAUGAACCUUGUGGUUCUCUUGUCCCCUUCUUCUUUCCUCUGCCCCUCUUCUUCUGGCCAACACAUACCGAUAUCACUAUUCCGGCAGGUGUAUAUUUGCUUUCGGGCGAGUACUAUUUGCUUGACUUACAUUCUCGUUCCUUUCGAGAGCCUCUUAAGCUUCAUGAGUGCCUAGAAUGGCAGAUAAGAAAACGGCUACAUGCAUCUCGGAUGAGAUCAAUGUGGCGACGAGAACUUCACACAACGUCCUUAACCACAUCAUAACCACACACCUUCCUCUAGCCCUCCCACCCUACGCCGCAGACCCCACCCUCUAUGCAACAGGCAUCAGCCACGUCUCCCACAUCUUCCUCACCUUCGAAUCGCUAUGGGCAGACUUGGAGAAGCCUGGCGUCCUAUCCAAGACCUCGCCACCUUCUCCGGAAAUGUUGGGUUUCCUCACAAGUCUACGACCACCCGGUAUGGCACGAGCCGGAAGGAUAAAGCGCGAUUUGGGAUUUCUGACCGGGAAGACUGAGGCCGAGCGUGAUGCCACGUUGAACGUCCACCCCGAGAACAACAUCGCGACGUAUUGCGCACACAUUCGGGAGACAGUACGAGAGAAGCCCCAUUGCCUCAUUUCGUACGCUUGGUGCUACUACAUGGCCGUUUUUGCCGGCGGGCGCUGGAUUCGCUCGCAGCUCGUGAACGCGGGGGAAGACUUCUGGCGCAACCCCAGUCAGGGACGCUCCAAGAACGGCAUCAUCGGUGACGAGAAGGAAGACGACGGCCUCCCGCUUGAAGAGCGGGGUCUCGCGUUAUGGAAUUUCGACGGGGUAGAAGAUGGCGAGGACAUCAAAGCGGAUUUUAAGCGGCGGUUAGCGCUUGGAGAGGUGUUGUUCACGGAGCAGCAGAGAAGGGAUAUUGUCCAGGAGGCGAAGGAGGUCUUCCUUUGGGUUGAGAGGGUCGUGGAGGAUAUUGAUAAGGAGGUGGGGACGAAUAUGGAGAUGCUGGAUAGGCAGGCGAGGAAGAUGAAGGGUGGGGGUCGUCCUGGGCAAGGGCAUGGGGCUGUUGCGGCUGAGAAGCAGCAGCAUCAUCAGAAUUCGGCGUGGUGGAUGAGGAGGCCGGAUCUCCUGGUCGCGUUGGCUUGCAUGCUUUGCGUGGCGUUGGUGAAGCUUUUGUCGAGGUUUGGGAGUGAGGGAGACGUUGUUAUUGCAUGAUCGGGGUGUUGGUUCGACCAUAAGGGUUUGGGACAGCACAUGUGGAUGGUACAUGAGAUACCCUGUAGACAUAAAUGCAUCAUAGCUUGUUUUGCUAUUACUAUAACAAGUAUACGAAGUUUCUGCG
Westerdykella ornata is the source of this 1627-nucleotide messenger RNA. Its product is annotated as heme oxygenase-like protein. Bases 478 to 1500 code for a protein of 340 amino acids. NCBI's taxonomy places the organism in Eukaryota, Fungi, Ascomycota, Dothideomycetes, Pleosporales, Sporormiaceae. The transcript has 2 exons. Gene Ontology annotation, biological process: heme oxidation. The record is from RefSeq and is a predicted model, not a curated record. Gene Ontology annotation, molecular function: heme oxygenase (decyclizing) activity.